AUGACGAGUAAUACUAAUAAUAAAACUGAUCCAAGUGAAAAAUUUCCUCAAUUAUACAAGCAACCCAUUCUGGCAGUGGAAUAUAAUAAUGUGAUAAAUCAAAACAAUAGAGAUUCUUCUGAUUUAUCACUUUCGAAAUUAUUUAAUUUGCUUUUAUACUUGGAAGAGAAUAUAAAUACAAUUCAGGAAGAACUUGAUAUUGUUGGUUAUACUAAUGAAGAAAUAGCAAAAGAAGCCGAUAAAAAUGCAAGAGUGUACCUCCAAAGAUUUGAGAAAUUUCAUGGCCCCUUAAAAGAUGAUCUAGGUGUGUUAAUAAAGAAAUUCGCUGAUAUAGAGGUAAAAAAAAUUUUGGUUUACUGA
Molecule: messenger RNA, 360 nt
Organism: Ambispora leptoticha
Lineage: Eukaryota; Fungi; Glomeromycota; Glomeromycetes; Archaeosporales; Ambisporaceae
Source: the annotation of a GenBank genome assembly